AAUUAGGGAUACUGCAUAAGAUGGUUGGCGCCCUUUGUAUUUUUUUGGAUAUAAGCCGGCUUGUCCGCUGCGGUUUGUCCAGCGGUUUGUCCAAACACCAACUCUUGUUCCAUUGCCUAGGAGGAAGAGGCCAUAACACAAGGUCAAUGAAGCUAUGAAGCUCUUCUCUCCAAAGGCCAAUGAAGAACGCGGGAUCUUUGCUGAGCCUGAAUUCUUCUUCGAUUAUAUUUGCAACGUAUGAAAGUAGGAGAGGACUCUCCUUCUUUGAGCUACUGAUCUCGAAUGUUGGCACCAAAACAUUUCCUCCUGAGAGGCCAUGUUUUCUAAGUUUGUUUCUACUUCAUGUGUGUCAUUGCAUGCAUUUGGAUGCUGGGGUUAUGUCAACGGAACGUCUUUCCGUUUCGUAAUCUACGUGCGGUGCACCGAUUGGUCUUGAAAGAAUGUUCCGUGAUCGUGCUGUCCAGCCGAUCCUUCCCUAGUAAAAUAUUGGGCUUCCCGGCGGACCAAACGAUCAAUAGGCGAGCUCCUAAAAGUUCUCUCCUUUGCCUCCACUUCUCCUCCGAUUCCUCGUCCCCCAAACCUUCAUCCCUCCAUCCCUCCUCGCCCCGAUCCGUGAUCCCCCCACGGCGCGAUCCGCCGCGGAGAUCUCCUGAAGGUAACCGCAUCAACCCUCGUCCUUAUCUCCACCCGUUCUUCGAUUUGGCUGUAGAUUUUGAGCUCCUUUCGAUCCGAUCUCCCCGAGGCUUGGACAUGGCGGAAGGCGAAAGCUCGUCACCCGGCUCCUCCGCUGAGAAUGAGAACCCUCACCCGGAUCCGAGCCCCCCGUCGUCGGACUCCGCGCCGCCGCCAGCGGCGGCGGAGGCCGACAGUGCGAUCGAGACGCUCGCCCGGAGGGUCCAGGAGACCCUCUCCCUCGGGAGGCGGCACCGGUUCUGGGAGACCCAGCCGGUGGGCCAGUUCAAGGAUCUCGGCGACCCCAGCCUCCCCGAGGGCCCGAUCGAGCCCCCGAUGCUGCUGUCCGAUGUCAGGCCAGAGCCCUACAACCUCCCCGCACAGUACGAGUGGACCACCUGCGACGUGGACGACGAGCAGACCUGCGGCGAGGUCUACAACCUCCUCACCAGCAACUAUGUCGAGGACGACGAGAAUAUGUUCCGGUUUAACUACUCCAAGGAGUUCCUCCGGUGGGCUCUCCGCCCCCCGGGCUACUUCAAGGCCUGGCACAUCGGCGUCCGUGUGAAGACCAGCAAAAAGCUCGUGGCUUUCAUCACUGGCGUGCCGGCGAGGAUCCGGGUGGGGGAUGACAUCGUUGGCAUGGCGGAGAUCAACUUUCUGUGCGUCCACAAGAAGCUGCGGUCGAAGAGGCUUGCACCUGUGAUGAUCAAGGAGGUAACCAGGAGGGUUCACCUCGAGAAUAUCUGGCAGGCGGCGUACACGGCCGGCGUGGUCCUCCCGACACCCGUCACGACUUGCCGGUACUGGCACCGGUCGCUGAACCCGAAGAAGCUCAUUGAUGUAGGGUUCUCCAGGCUUGGAGCACGGAUGACCAUGAGCCGGACAAUUAGGCUCUACAAGCUGCCUGAAUCCAUUGUGACCCCGGGAUUCCGGAAGAUGGAGCUCCGUGAUGUUCCAGCAGUCACCCGGUUGCUGAGGCAGUACUUGAGCCAGUUUGUGGUUGCACCUGAUUUUGAUGAGAAUGAUGUCGAACAUUGGCUUCUUCCAUUGGAGAAUGUGGUGGAUAGUUACUUGGUUGAGAACCCUGAGACACAUGAAGUCACAGACUUCUGCAGCUUCUACACCCUUCCUUCUUCAAUUCUCAGCAACCAGAACUACACGGUGUUGAAGGCUGCAUAUUCUUACUACAAUGUGUCGACGAAGACUCCUUUGCUUCAGCUCAUGAAUGAUGCACUUAUCGUGGCGAAACAGAUGGACUAUGAUGUCUUCAACGCUCUUGAUGUCAUGCACAAUGAGUCUUUCCUCAAGGAACUGAAGUUUGGGCCUGGGGAUGGGCAGCUACAUUACUAUCUAUAUAAUUAUCGAAUCAGGAAUGCUUUGAAACCAUCAGAGCUCGGACUUGUACUUCUGUAGGUUGCUCCUUAGGUCUUGGUUUUCUGGUGCGAACUUGCCUCAUCAUUUCCGUUGGUCCGUCUGAUUGCAAUGCCCUUGUUUACUAGCAAUUUUGCUUUUUGUGGUAAAUCUUCAUCUGAGUUCCACACAUUGAAACUUUCAAGCAUUUGUCAAUUCACGUUUAUAGCUUGCACAUUCAAUCUUGGGUAUGUGGUGGGGUUCUCAAUUUUAUUUUAUUUUUUUUUUUGUGCGUGUGUCUUUGUUUGAUUGCAAUUACCUGAAUUCAUGGAAGCUUUUACUGCUUAUUGUAAUUCCAAAUUGUUAUCUGGGGCUAUGAUAACCAGCAUGUCAUGUGGAACUUAUCAUAUGUUAAAACCUUGAACCUCCAUUGCUGGAAUUAUAGUAGGUUGACAUGUACUAAUUGUCAUCAUUCUUUA
Molecule: messenger RNA, 2504 nt
Organism: Phoenix dactylifera (date palm)
Lineage: Eukaryota; Viridiplantae; Streptophyta; Magnoliopsida; Arecales; Arecaceae
Product: glycylpeptide N-tetradecanoyltransferase 1
Biological process (GO): N-terminal peptidyl-glycine N-myristoylation
Cellular component (GO): cytoplasm
Molecular function (GO): glycylpeptide N-tetradecanoyltransferase activity
Source: RefSeq, a predicted model, not a curated record